GCAAAAAAAUUCUGUGUCAAUUUGAGAUAAAGAAAGGCAAGAUCAGGCUACGGUGUGGCUAAUUAUAUAAGACAAAGCUGUAUUUGCAAAAUCUGAUUUGCUCCUUGAUUGAAAAUAAGCUCCAUAAAAAACAUAAUUCUUUUGGCUUUCAUAGUUGCUCUAUUCCUAAAUGCCAGUUGGUCAAAAUACAUUCAAGGCUACAAAUACGUCUUAAAUCAAAUGAGCUAGAUACGAGUCAUUAAGUCGGCAUGUUCUGGAAAUAAUACAAACUCUCAGAGAUGGGAUUUAAAGUUAGAAUUGUUGGGAUGAUGAGGCUUAUUUCAAGUGUGUCACCUGCCCCUCUAUGCCACCCGUGUAUCCUCACGGCUGUACUGAGCAAGUAAAAUUCAUAUUUAACAUAUCAGGCUUGGUGCAGAGCCUACUGCUUUUACUUUCUCCUAUAUAUAAACUUGUGUAUUCAGGUUUGAACAGAGUGAACUCGUCCAGCUCUUCAUGGACUGGUGGUGGGGUCUACAGCUCGCUUUGCAGAAGCUCGAGCACUCCUCGCCUCAGGAGAACGCCAGGCUCAACUACACGCACCCUGCUGGGACCAGCUCCACAGCGGGAGCUCAACAUGACGUCUUCCUCGUCUGCAUCUGUGUGUCACGCUGCAUCUGUAAUCGUGGCUGUGGUGGAGGGCCGGGGUUUGGCCAGGGGAGAGAUCGGCAUGGCCAGCAUCAACACAAGGUCCCCUGAGUUGGUACUUUCACAGUUUGCAGAUACUGGGACUUAUGCCAAGGUAAUUACCAAACUGCAUAUCUUACUGCCUUUUGAGAUUCUGAUGCCAGACACUGCUAGUGAGAAAGGGCAAGGAACCAAGCUCUACAACCUCAUCAUGGAGAACUUUCCGUCUGUAGCUUUCAGUGCCAUUCAGAGGAAGUACUUUAACGAGAGGAAAGGUCUGGAGUACAUCCAGCAGCUCUGUGCGCCCGAGUUCAACACUGUUCUUAUGGAUGUACAAACCAAGUACUAUUGUCUGGCAGCUGCAGCAGCUCUCCUUAAGUACUUUGAGUUCAUUCAGAACUCUGUCUAUGCUCCCAGAUCUCUGAAAGUGAGCUUCACUGGCAGUGAGCAGACUGCAAUGAUUGACGCAGUCUCAGCCAAGAACUUGGAGCUAGUAAUUAACAACAGGGGCAACAGGAGUGAACACACUCUACUUGAGGUCUUAAACUACACCAAAACACCUGGGGGUGAAAGGCGGCUUCGCUCUAACAUUCUGGAGCCUCUGUUAGAUGUUGACACCAUUAACACACGCCUGGACACCGUACAGGAACUGCUGCACGGUGAGGAACUCUUCUUUGGUCUCAAGAGUGCAAUUACACAAUUCUUGGAUAUAGAUCAGCUGCUUUCUGCUCUUGUACAGCUCCCCAAGCAAGAGACGGUUGAAGUGGCUGAAGCAAAGAUAAUGCAUGUCAUUCAGUUGAAACACACGCUAGAACUGAUUGAACCACUCAAGAUGGUGUUGAAGGACGCUAAGACAGCCUUACUGAAAGCUUAUUACACUUCACUAGAAGAUAGCAGGUUUGACAGCAUUUUGGAUGAAAUCAAAACAGUGAUCAACAGUGACACCAGCUAUAUGAAGGGCAGUCUGAAUAUGCGAACACAAAAGUGCUAUGCUGUACGCCCUAAUGUCAAUGAAUUGCUAGACAUUGCACGUCGAGCCUACACUGAGGUUGUGGAUGAUAUAGCAGGAUUAGUAGAUCAGCUAGGAGAGAAGUAUGGCCUUCCACUGCGCACUAGUUUUAACAGCGCUCGAGGUUUCUUCAUCCAGAUGAGGCUGGAGGGUUUUGGCCUGCCUGAUGGACAGCUCCCAGGAGAGUUCAUCAAAGUAACUAGACAAAAAAACAACUACAGCUUCACGACGUUAGACCUGAUGAAGAUGAACGAUCGUUGUGAUGAAGCCUUGAAGGAGAUAUUUCACAUGUCUUAUAUCGUGGUACGCAGGUUACUUAAUGAGGUGUAUAAACAAAUUCACUGCUUGUAUAAGCUGUCUGAUGCUGUGUCCAUGCUGGAUAUGCUGCUCUCCCUCGCCAAUGUUUGCACUAUUUCAGACUAUGUGCGCCCUGAAUUCACCGAUACACUGGCAAUAAGACAAGGCCGCCAUCCAAUCCUGGAACGCGUUGCUGGCCAGCAGCCCAUCCCCAAUAACAGCCAUAUCUCUGAGGGAAGCAACUUUAUUAUAAUCACAGGCCCGAACAUGAGUGGCAAGUCCACUUAUCUCAGACAGGUGGCCCUCUGCCAAAUCAUGGCUCAGAUAGGAUCAUUUGUGCCUGCUACAUUUGCCUCGUUCCGUGUUGCUGAUCAGAUAUUCACUCGGAUAGGAGUAGACGACGAUUUUGAGACCAACUCGUCAACAUUUAUGGUUGAGAUGAAGGAGGUGUCCUACAUAAUACACAAUGCAAGUAACAGGUCACUCAUUAUUAUUGAUGAGCUGGGACGUGGUACUGGUGCUGAGGAGGGCAUCGGAAUUUGUCACUCGGUUUGCGAGUUCCUCAUCAGUCUGAAGGCAUUCACUCUGUUUGCCACCCACUUCCUGGAACUGUGUCAGUUGGAGACUCUUUACCCCAAUGUAGAGAAUCAGCACAUGCAGGUCCAGCACAUGCGUGGGACUGAAAACAGCACAGAGAGUGUGGUCUACACCUACCUUCUGACUCAAGGCUUCUCUGAGGAAAGCAACUACGGUAUAAGAGCAGCAGAGAACACAUCGUUUCCACUGUCCAUCAUCCAGGAGGCCAAGUCUAUAUCAGCCAAAGUUAGCCAAAAGUUAUGGGCUAAGCAUCAUAGUGACCCAACCACCCUGCGGCAAGGGGCAGUGUUUCGACUCGCCACCAGAUUGUUACAGACUGCCCGAAACUCCAGGUUGGAUCCAGACAGCCUCCGUCUUUACCUAAAGGGUCUAAAAAGAAGUUAUGAAGCUGAGUUAAAGGACAGCUUAGAGACCAUGGACACAGAGGAGUGAGGCCUUCUGCACCUAGACUAACAAUAAUGGACUGGAUGCUAAGAUCUGAGCCACACUGAGUAAAUCCAGUAUCACAACUGGUGACUGAAUUAGUUAUGUUAAUGGAAGCAUUUAAUAAAUUUGCCCAGAUAUUGUUCUGAUUUUGUUCUCUGGUGGUACAAAGACAAUUUAAAAUGCUCUGUUGGUUCAUACUCUACAGGUUGUUGAGUUAUGCUAAAUCUAUUGGGAGACUAUAUAUGGCUUUCCUAUUAAAUAGAAAUGACUAAAUAAAAUAUAUUUUGUUUAGUCUGUUAUAGUUAUUGCUAACACUGUCCUUUAACUUUAGCUUUAACUGUACUGUAGUGUGUUGUAUUGUAAGCUAGAAGUCAAUAAAAAAUGCAAAUGCAUCUUUUGAAAAUUGCAGUACAUUAAGGAACUAUACAUAUAAAAUAUAAUAACAAUAAUUAGGGUGAGCUGAUCAGUGCUGUUCAGUUGCAGGACAACAGAGCUACUUUUUAGGAGACAGAUUACAACUGAGUGAUGGCCCAGCUCUGACCCACAUUUACCAUGUUCAUCCUGCCAACAUGUCGGUUCUCGAAGUCGAUGUGUUGGAAGCUGGAAAAAUGGGCAAGCGUAAGGAUCUGAAUGACUUUUGACAAGGGCCAAAUGACAAGGGCCAAAUUGUGAUGCCUAAAUGACUGGGUUAGCGCAUCUCCAAAAGGUCUUGUGGGGUGUCCCCGGUAUGCAGUGGUUAGUACCUACCAAAACUGGUCUAAGGAAAGACAACCAGUGAACCAUCGACAGGGUCAUGGGCACCCAAGACUCAUUGAUACGCACGGGGAGUGAAGGCUAACCCGUCUGGUCCGAUCCCACAGAAAAGCUGAAAAAGUUAAUGCUGGUUAUGCUAGAAAGGUGUCAGAACACACAGUACAUCACAGCUUGCUGUGUAUGGGGCCGCGUAGCCACAGACCAGUCAGAGUGCCGACGCUGACCCCUAUCCACCGCCGAAAGCACCUUUGUUGGACACGUGAACUGGACCAUGGAGCAAUGAAAGAGGGUGGCCUGGUCUGAUGAAUCACAUUUUCAGUUGGAUGCGUGUGCGUCGCUUACCUGGGGAAGAGAUGGUACCAGGAGGCACUAUGGGAAGAAGACAAGCUGGUGGAGGAAGUGUGAUGGUCUGGCAAUGUUCUGCAGGGAAACCUUGGGUCCUGGCAUUCAUGUGGAUGUUACUUUGACACAUACCACCUACCUAAACAUUGUUGCAGACCAAGUACACCUCUUCCUGGUGACAGUAUUCCCUAAUGGCAGUGGCCUCUUUCAGCAGGAUAAUGCGCCCUGCCACACUGCGAAAAAUUGUUCAGGAAUAGUUUUAGGAACAUGAAAAAGAGUUCAAGGUAUUUACUUGGCCUCUGAAUUCCCCAGAUCUCAAUCUGAUCAAGCUUCUGUGGGAUGUGCUGGACGAAUAAGUCCAAUCCAUGGAGAUCCCACCUCGCAACUUACAGGACUUUAAGGAUCUGUUGAUAAUGUCUUGGUGCCAGAUACCACAGCACACCUUCAGAGGUCUUGUGGAGUCCAUGCCUUGACGGCUCAGAGUUGUUUUGGUGGCACAGGGGGAACCUACACAAUAUUAAGCAGGUGGUUUUAAUGUUAUGGCUGAUCGGUGUAUAUACAGUAUGGUCACACUAAUGAUACUUGUGACAUGAAUUUUAACAUGUCAGUGUUUUAAGAUGAGUCAGAAACCUUUUGUUUGUUUGAUUAAUAAUUGAAUUAAAUAAUAAUUUCAUUUAAUAGAUUUCACAAGUCUAACUUUUGAGAUAAUACGACAAAUUCAGAUAAUGAAUCAGAACGUUGAAAUAAUGUCAAAUUGUUGACAUUCUUGCACUACUGCUUCCAAAAACCUAGGCGGAAAUGGACUUCCUACAUACAAACAGCGCUGCAGUGAACUAUCGCGAGAUCACCUUCUGUCCCCGCCCUCAACGCGAACAGCUGCGCCCUUUAAAACAUACAGAGCAGCGUACUCAGCAGCGUUUCCUCCUUUCCCA
Messenger RNA from Ictalurus furcatus (blue catfish), 5019 nucleotides. RefSeq names its product mutS homolog 4 (gene msh4). The record is from RefSeq and is a predicted model, not a curated record. The coding region runs from base 344 to 2998 and encodes 884 amino acids. Lineage: Eukaryota; Metazoa; Chordata; Actinopteri; Siluriformes; Ictaluridae. Gene Ontology annotation, molecular function: ATP binding; mismatched DNA binding; ATP-dependent DNA damage sensor activity. Gene Ontology annotation, cellular component: nucleus. Gene Ontology annotation, biological process: reciprocal meiotic recombination; mismatch repair. The transcript has 20 exons.